Molecule: messenger RNA, 990 nt
Organism: Rotaria sordida
Lineage: Eukaryota; Metazoa; Rotifera; Eurotatoria; Philodinida; Philodinidae
Source: the annotation of a GenBank genome assembly
AUGGUGACACAAAACUGCCAGCAAAAGUUACCAUUCACUGAAGCUUUUGACGUCUUCUCAUCGUCAAACCGACAAUCGAAUCAUGCUGCUGAUGUCAAUCGAUCUUGCCAAAUUAACACGUUUUCGGAAACGUCUUUGCCACAGCCACCGCUAAAUCAACAACAAUUAAAACCACCUUCAGCAAUACUUGAGUCUCAAAUGUUACAACUAAAUGAUGAUCAGCUUAACAAUAGAAUAUCAUUGUCACAGAUCACUCGAGAAUGUGCUGUAUGUUCAAUGGACAAACCAUAUAGUGAAUUCAUAGGGAACUACAGUGAGGCAUGUCGUCAUCUUGAACGAACCGUGUGCGAUGCAUGCGUAUACGAAAACACAAAAUUUCUUGUCGAAAAUACGAGUAUUUACGAUGAACAACUCAUAUGUCCCGAACAAAAUUGCAAUGCAACUUUCGACUUUUAUGCAAUUCGAGGUAUUCUUCUCGCCACAGGCAAAAGUCAUAUAGUAUUUGAAAAAUACGACAAAAAUUUGAUCUAUCGACGUCUUGAACAAAUGACCGAAUUUGUUUGGUGUGCACAUGAAUGUGGUUCCGGUCAAUUGCAUGAUCUCGAAGGAUUUUCGAGUCCCGAAGUUAUAUGUAUAAAAUGUCAACUACGAACAUGUUUUACACAUCGAACCAUCUGGCAUACGGGUAUAACAUGUGCCGAAUAUGAUCUUCAACAAAGUCAAUUACCUGAUGAUGGUACUUGUGCAUGGCUUGACCAAAACACUAAAAGAUGUCCACAGUGUCGAUGGUAUAUUGAGAAGAAUGCCGGAUGUAAUGAGAUGAAAUGUCGUCGCUGCCACCAUAAGUUUUGUUGGGAAUGUCAAGCCGAUUACAGAAUCAUUUCACGUGAAGGCAAGAGUAAUCAUCGCUCAUGGUGCAGUCAUUAUAAGCCAAAGCCUGUCAAUACGACCGAUCAGCAUCAGACCCAACGAUGGUGUAAUGUUCAAUAA